Molecule: messenger RNA, 1878 nt
Organism: Glycine soja
Lineage: Eukaryota; Viridiplantae; Streptophyta; Magnoliopsida; Fabales; Fabaceae
Product: probable polygalacturonase At1g80170
Exons: 11
Coding region: 173-1627 (484 amino acids)
Biological process (GO): carbohydrate metabolic process
Molecular function (GO): polygalacturonase activity
Source: RefSeq, a predicted model, not a curated record
GUCACCUCGUUCUUUAAAUGCUGUUUUGCAAGUGUUCAUUUAUUGGUAGGAGGUGUUUCAGUGUAUCUGACUUUCUGUUACAUGUUACUCUGUAACUAACUAUUCCUACUAAACCAACACACUCUUGUAAGAUUCUCUCACCAAACCAGAGAUGGCCCGAAUCUGACAGAAAAUGAAGAGCCUCAGAUAUUGUUCCACUUCAACAUUUAUCAUUAUCUUCAUUCACAUAAAUAUACUUGUCACUCAUGCAGAAGGGGUUGAUCCUGUCAUCCAGCUCCCACGUUCCGGAUUGAAAAGAACCCGAACCAGAUCUAAAUGGGUUCUUUCUGUCGGUGAUUAUGGUGCAAAAGGGGAUGGCCUUCAUAAUGACACCGAGGCCUUCCUGGAGGCUUGGAAAAUCGCUUGUUCUCUAUCUGGAUUUAUAAGUGUGGUUUUUCCAUAUGGGAAAACUUUUCUUGUCCAUCCGGUUGACAUUGGUGGGCCUUGUCGAUCUAAGAUCACUUUGAGGAUCUCAGGGACAAUAGUUGCACCACAAGAUCCAGUAGUGUGGCAUGGUUUAAAUCAGCGCAAAUGGCUAUACUUCCAUGGGGUGAAUCAUCUUACUGUAGAUGGUGGGGGGAGGAUCAAUGGAAUGGGACAGGAAUGGUGGGCCAGAUCUUGCAAGAUCAACUCCACAAAUCCAUGUCAUCCUGCUCCAACGGCCAUGACUUUUCAUAGAUGCAAGGAUCUGAAAGUCAGAAAUCUUAUGUUGAUAAAUAGCCAACGAAUGCACUUGUCAUUCACUAACUGUAUGCGGAUUGUUGCAUCCCAUCUCAAAGUGUUAGCACCUGCUUUCAGCCCUAAUACCGAUGGAAUCCACAUUAGUGCAACAAAGGGAGUUGAGGUCAGGGAUAGUGUAAUUAGAACAGGUGAUGACUGCAUCUCAAUAGUUAGAAAUUCUUCACGGGUCUGGAUCAGAAACAUCUCUUGUGGUCCUGGCCAUGGCAUAAGCAUUGGUAGCUUGGGAAAAUCAAAGAAAUGGGAGAAGGUGCAAAAUGUAAUUGUCGAUGGAGUUUAUCUUUACAACACUGAUAAUGGGGUGAGAAUCAAAACGUGGCAGGGUGGGAGUGGUUUUGCCUCCAAGAUCACAUUCCAGCAUAUCUUGAUGGAGAACGUGUCUAAUCCAAUAAUAGUAGAUCAGUACUACUGUGAUUCACGAAAUCCAUGCAAAAAUGAGACUUCGGCCGUCAGAGUGGAGAAUAUAUCCUUCAUUGAUAUACAAGGAACUUCAGCCACUGAAGAAGCAAUCAAAUUUUCCUGUAGUGAUGCCUUUCCAUGUGAAGGAUUAUAUCUCGAAAAUAUUUUUCUUGCAUCAUGCUUCGGAGGAAAUACUAGCUCUUUCUGCUGGCAAGCUCAUGGCUCUGCACGGGGUUUCUUACAUCCUUCUACCUGUCUCUCAAGCAGUGACGAUCGUAUUAGACAGAAUGUUGGGAUGGUUGGAAUCAAAGAGGCCAUGGAAGAUGAGCAAGCUCCAACUGCGUGCAUCUACAGAUUAUUGAAGCUGAUUCAGCUUGAAGCUCUAACACCUGCAUUAGCGAGGGCCAAGUUUGGGGCACCCAUGGGCAAGAGGCUUAUAACUGUUUUCUGAAGCUCUGAAAGUUCUAGGUACCAUCUUAUCAACAUACAGUGUUCCAUCCAGGUGAUCACACUCAUGUUGUAAAAUCCGGGCCUGCCAACCAGUUGCAUUUAUUUUGAUGGGUUCACCGUAACGAUCAAAACCUGCAACCUCAACAUCAAGGUACCGCUCUACCACAGCACUAUAUCCAGGAACACUGCAAAAUGUUAUUAAAGAUGAAAAUGUUUCUUGACACAUUAUUAUCACAUAAACACAAAUAUAAA